AUAACCUUGGGUCACUUUUUAAUUUUUUAUCUGUUCACGUGCUGUUUUCACUGUAUUUCGAUAAAACACUUAUCGCUGAAAGUAGUUUAUUAUACAACUGACUGGUCAUUCCAGUGAACGAUCUUCUCUGCAUAUCAUCUGCCUUCCAAAGCUUUCAGUUAUUAAAAAUCUUUUUUUCAUAACUCAUGGUAACACCUGUUGGUAAAUAUACUCGUGACAAUUCAUGUGAUAGCAGCCUUGACAAUGAUGACGAUGAUGAUAAUGACGAUGAAAUCAGUUUAAGCUCUGAAGACGAUCAAAAAUCAAAUAAUGUAUUAGACAAAAAGAAUAAUACACAAUCAAUAUGGUUUCGUGCUCAAAAACGACUUGUCGGCCGAGUGAUGCGAAAUGGACAAUCGAUUAAAUCUAUCAUUGGUAAUCGAGCCUACAAGGCUUUAACUGCUUUAUAUGCUCUUAUGAAAUUAUAUAUUAAACCUGAAAGUGAAGUAAAACAAUUGUACAAGUCAUUGGUUAAAACAAUUGGAAAAAUUGGAGUUAUCUCACAGCAACGCAGUUUAUCUGAAGAAGAUUAUACAAAUAUACAUGAAAUUAAAGAGAAAGGUCGUACAAUUGGCUUAACAUUGAUAAGUUUUGCUCAAACAGAUUAUACAUAUAAUUAUGCUUUUCUUAAAGAACAAUUAGAUGGUUGUAAAGAUAGUAUUUGUCAAGCUGUAACACCAUAUCUAAGUCAAAAGUCUGUUGAACGGAUUAAAUACUUUUUCAAUGUACUUAGUUCAAGUGAUUUUUUAGACGCUGUAUACAAUCAGUCAGCGAAUGAAUCCCAAAAAGCUGAACUACGUAAUUUAGCGAAUCAUUUAAAUCUUUUAAUUAGUCAAAUGAAGUAAAAAAA
Molecule: messenger RNA, 889 nt
Organism: Trichobilharzia szidati
Lineage: Eukaryota; Metazoa; Platyhelminthes; Trematoda; Strigeidida; Schistosomatidae
Source: the annotation of a GenBank genome assembly